This is a messenger RNA of Nerophis lumbriciformis (worm pipefish), 459 nucleotides long. Lineage: Eukaryota; Metazoa; Chordata; Actinopteri; Syngnathiformes; Syngnathidae. The record is from RefSeq and is a predicted model, not a curated record.
AUGGCAGACGGUAAAAUGGACGAUUAUCCUUACGAGAUAGAUGAGCAGCUUAAAGGCUUCGAAUCGUCAGUGUCCACUGUCAAAAGCAUGUUGGACACACUCAUGUCGAUGCCCAGAAAUGACCUGGAGCAAAAGUUGGAUCCUCUGGACCAGGCCAAACUGGAUCUUAUGUCUGCAUACACACUCAAUUCUUUAUUCUGGAUGUACUUGGUAACACAAGGUGUCAACCCGAGAGAACACGGCAUUAAACAAGAACUGGAACGAAUAAGGACGUACAUGAGCAGAGUGAAAGACAUAACGGACAAGAAGAAGGCAGCCCGUCUGGACAAGGACGCCGCCGGACGCUUUUUGAGGAAUGCCCUCUACGACCCAGAGGAAAAGGCGUCCAAGACAAAGGCAAUGGCGGGGGCCGGUAAAACCUCAGAAGCGACGCCAGCCAAACGGCUGAAGAAAAGAUGA